Messenger RNA from Dufourea novaeangliae, 2095 nucleotides. RefSeq names its product neural Wiskott-Aldrich syndrome protein-like. Bases 199 to 1821 code for a protein of 540 amino acids. Gene Ontology annotation, molecular function: actin binding. The transcript has 7 exons. Lineage: Eukaryota; Metazoa; Arthropoda; Insecta; Hymenoptera; Halictidae. The record is from RefSeq and is a predicted model, not a curated record. Gene Ontology annotation, biological process: actin filament organization.
GAUAUCUUUCGGUGGGCGGUGUUUGACCCGUUUUAUCCAGCGGAUUUCACGGUCGACGUGUGCACCGGGUCACGUAAGAAUGCAUAAAAAUGGGCUGUGUUCGGGUUAAAUUAUGAAAGCGAAUCUAUCGAUCGAGAGAGCGUGCAGCGAGGAAUACAUCACGGCGCGAUAGCGCAAGGAUCCUAACCUUGUUUAAAAAUGAAGUCGGGCACCAUGGACAAACAUAGAGGCUCGACACUUUUAAAACCGGAAGAAAAUGAGCAAGUCUUUCAAUUAAUAGGAAAUCGAUGCCAGUGUUUAGCGGCAGGAGUUAUUCAAUUAUAUUUGACUGAACCGCCUUCCCAUAAAGAAUGGAUAAAGAAAACUACAGGUAUUAUAACACUGAUUAGGGAUAAUCCUAGGCGUAGCUUCUUCCUUCGUUUAUAUUGUCUGCAAAGGAGGGUAAUGUUAUGGGAACAUGAAGUGUACAAUGCAAUGGAUUAUAAAGCACCGUUCAUGUAUUUCCAUACAUUUGAAGCUGAAGACUCAAUGGCUGCUUUCAAUUUUGCAAGUGAAACAGAUGCCGUAACGUUAAGAAAUAUCCUUCUUGAUAAGCUCAAUGCAAAACGUCAAAGAAGGCAGCAAAGACGGUCUAAAAUGGAGGUAGAAGGUCAACAUGGUGCAACAUUACCAUUGAGGAAUCAGGGUGGUACAUCGCCUGCUGCGUUUAGCACAGGGUCGACCUCUAAUUUAUUAAAUGGAGGUCCAAGUACAAUGGGUGUAAAUAGAAGUGCUUCGAGUAGUUCCAUGUACAAAAGUAAAAAGAAAAAACGGGACAAAGCUAAACGAAAAUUAACGAAAGACGAUAUAGGGCCACCAUCCAAUUUUAGACAUCUAACACGCUUGAUAUUUAACGCUAAUAACGUGGAAAUCGAACGAGUGGAUCCACACUUGAAAAUUUUCCUGGACACAGCAGGUGUGUCGGAACAUCAGUUCAACAAUCGGGACACACGGGAUUUUAUUUACGAUUUCAUUGAAAAGAACGGAGGCAUGAAUGCCAUUCGAGAAGACAUUUCAUCGUUUAUCUCGAAACCUAGUGUACAGCAACUGCAACAACAGCAGCAGCAACAACAACAACAACAACAACAAGCACCUCCCCCUGUAGCACCUCUAAGACAGGAAUUCCCUCCGCCAGUUCCUGCACGAACAGUACCUCAUCAGACGAGAAGCGCUCCAUCACUACCUCCAAGUCGACUUCAUGCGCCCUUAACGCCACCAAGUGCACCGCCAGUGCAUAGAACAUUACCAUCGCGACCUCCGCCACCUUCUUUGACUACGGCACCGACACUGCCGCCGCCUCCACCUCCGCCUCCACCGGCCCCGGCUCCACCUUCCAGAAGUAAUUCGAGUGUCCCUGUUCCACCUCCACCGCCGUUGCCUGCAUUAGUAAACAUCGAUGAAGGAACUGUCAAUACAAGUGCUACGAAUAAUAAUAAUAAUAAUAAUAAUAAUAGAAAUAAUAAUAACGACGAGAAUCCUGAUCCCAGAUCGAUGCUCAUGGAAUCGAUCAGAAGUGGCACCACGCUUAGGAAAGUUGAAAAAGCGGAACCGAAACAAGCUCCCCCACCGCCAGACACUAGAAAUGCUUUACUGCAACAAAUUCGUCAGGGAGUUGAGUUGAGGCCUGUAUUGAACGAAGCAAAGUCUAAGACAAGUUCGGUAUCUCAAGGAGGACUGGCUAGUGCUCUGUCAAGAGCUCUAGCUGAACGAUCAAGUGCAAUCCAUAGUGAAAGUGAUGAAUCGACUAGUGAAACCAGUGAGGACGAUGAAUGGGAUGAUUAACUCUGAUGGAAUAUACAACUCGAGGAAUACAAUAAUGUACCACUGUGAUAAAUCUGCUAUUGAUAAACAUUUAAACAGAUUAGCUACUGUAAAUGUGUAAUGUAACGAUUUUGAAUUUGAUAUCCAAAGAAGAAUGAAAAUCAUAUACGAAUGUUCCGAAGAAAAAAUAAGGAAUCCGUUAAAUGUGUUAUCAGAAAGUAAGGCACAAUCACGUGGAUAGGGCAGGUAAGGGCAGAAUAAUGGUUCUGGUAUUGUUUCGGGAAAAUGUUACGUG